CCCACACUAAGGCUGACAGGUCGCCCCGCGCCAUCGGCGCGUGAUCCCCUAUCCUCGAUCAUAGACUUCAUAUCUACUUGAGCUUGGUUGUUGAACCAUGGGUGAGUUGCCUGCUUUAUUACGGCUUUGACAUUGAGGGUUCUCACCUGUCCUGAUCAUUGGGAUUUUACUCUUUUGCUCCCACCCCAGCCACCGUCAAGAGUUCUGCAUCAGAAGCGCCUGUCUCUAAUAUGGUCAGGGCAAAUAUCCGCCUAAGCUCCUGGAAUCUCCGAUACGACUCGAAGCCAGAUAACAUCACAGUGUCUCACACGAUCGCAAAUUUGAAGAGUCCACUUGUCCAACCCAAUCCAUAUAACUGCAAUCCCGUUGAGUUGCCAUGGAGCACCAGACGCACUUAUGUUUCUAGCACUUUGUUGCAUGAGCGAGUCCAACUGAUAGGAUUCCAGGAAGCUCUGAUUCGCCAGGUAAACGACCUCCAAGUGCUUCUAAGCAAUGAAUGGGCGGGUGAAUAUAGCCCAAUCUUCUUCAGAAAAUCAGUCUUUAAUCUCAUCGACUCUGAUACAUUCUGGCUUACAGACACCCCCUUUAAGCCGUCCAAGUACCGCGGUGCCGGUUCAUACCGCGUAUGCACCGUAGCUCACCUAGAAAUCCUCGCUACUGGGCAGCGCUUCACACUGCUAAACACACACCUUGACGACCAGAGCGAUGCGCAGCGUAGGUUGGGAGCAUCCCUCAUCUUGCACCGGGCUCAUUAUGAGGCUGUCAAAACCAAGAGGCCGGUUUUGGUUACCGGAGAUUUCAAUAGUUCCCCAAACGGGAGCGAUUCUGGGGCAUACCAAAUCACUACUGGUGGCAUAAAUCCCGCAGCAAUUCCAUCCUCAUUCACACAGAAGUACCCUAUUCUGAGCGACCAUGGUCCUAAAUUUACCGAGCAAGACCUCAAGGCCCAUGUCCCUCGCCAGCAUAUCUCAGGGGAUUUUGCUACAUUCACAGGCUUCACUCAGCCAAAUAACACCUGGGCUUACAACCGGAUCGAUUUUAUAUUUGGAAGCUCGCGGGGCGGGUGGGAUGCCACUUCUUAUAGGGUCGGGAGCUCCUUUACCGAUGAUGGGGUGUGGGCAAGCGACCAUCGUCCGGUAUAUGUGGACGUCACUUUGACUUAAGGCGUCCCAUCUCCACCUUCAUCCUUAAAUUGGAUUGCAGCGAACUUGUUCGCCCAUGUAGCGUCACGGUAGUGUCAAAAUCGACCCCAGUUUCCUUAGAUGUUGAGUAAGG
Cantharellus anzutake is the source of this 1275-nucleotide messenger RNA. Its product is annotated as Endonuclease/exonuclease/phosphatase. NCBI's taxonomy places the organism in Eukaryota, Fungi, Basidiomycota, Agaricomycetes, Cantharellales, Hydnaceae. Gene Ontology annotation, molecular function: 3'-5'-RNA exonuclease activity. The transcript is spliced from 8 exons. The coding region runs from base 231 to 1163 and encodes 310 amino acids. The record is from RefSeq and is a predicted model, not a curated record.